GCUCGCGUGCGCCGCAACCACAGUUGAGUCGGCAGUAUGGACGGCGACAAUUCUGAUAAGCAGGAGGAGGCCUGGAAUCGACAUCGGAAGGAGAUGAAGAGGAAACGAAUCGCCCAGUAAACAGACGAACAACGCGCCGAACGACUAGCUAAGUGCCGCAACAUGGCUAGACAACCAGACUAACCUGGACUUGCAGUCAAGAUUAACCAAGGCUAACCAUGAUAUGCCUUAGCUUUCGCUACGUAUAUCCUGGCAUAGCCGAGCUAAGCCACUACCAAUUUUUUUUUUCAGCGGGAGACAGUGCGGUCUCCUUUCGGGUUGACCUACAUCGACACCAAGCGACGGCAGCGCCAGCAGCGCAACCUUCUGCUCAAGGCGUCGGUGGCGCGCCAGGAUGACGACUGGUUUCCCGUGCCACUGGUGAACGCCGUGUUCCUGCCCUACUACCACAUCGUGUUCAUACCCACCUCCAUGAUGCUGCCGCCCUUCCUGACCUCGCAGUAUCCUGCGGCAUCGUACGGAGGCCUUGGUCACGUGCUCGCCCACGAGGAGAGUCACGCAUUCGACGUGGAAGGGGCGCCUGCGGACGCGGACGGCCUCUACCGCUCCUGGUAUUCGGGUGCCACGCAGAGCCGCCUGGAGGACCGCAAGCGGUGCCUGCGCUCCGUGUACCGCGUGCCAACCGACGGCCCCUGGCCCACCGAGGGCGAGGACUACGCCGACUCACUGGGACUCAUGGUGGCCGCGACGGCCUUCAAGCGCCGCCUUCAGACGCGUGCUCCGUCGGGGAUUGCGCCCUUCACCAACGAGCAGCUGUUCUACGUGAGCUCGUGCUUCAAGUGGUGCAACAGCCAGGGCCCACCUGGCGAGGCCGACAGGGACCAGCGUCGGCAGGCCGUGCACUCGGACAUGUACAAGCGGUGCAUCGCACCGCUGCUCGUCGAGGAGAACUUUCUCGCAGCCUUCAACUGCACGCCCACCGCCGCCAUGCGCCGGCGCGAAGAGUGCGCCUUCGCGUGACGCGACCGACUGGAUAGCAGUCCCUCACCGGGCACCGCGAUAAAGGAGACCAUACCACCAUGCGAUAAGCUUCUAUUUAUGAGUGUAAUUGAU
Dermacentor andersoni is the source of this 1113-nucleotide messenger RNA. RefSeq names its product neprilysin-1-like. Lineage: Eukaryota; Metazoa; Arthropoda; Arachnida; Ixodida; Ixodidae. Gene Ontology annotation, cellular component: plasma membrane. Gene Ontology annotation, molecular function: metalloendopeptidase activity. Gene Ontology annotation, biological process: protein processing. The record is from RefSeq and is a predicted model, not a curated record.